AUGGCUCCCAAGGCGAAGAAGCCAGCUGCCAAGGCGACGCCGCCGCCGCCGAAGAAGAAGUCUGCGCCUACGCCGGUCCCGGACAGGCGCGACCGCGCCUCUCGCAGCGCUGAGAAGCGGAAGGCGCCGCCGGCUGCCGAGGAGCCGCCAGCAAAGAAGGCCGCGCCUGCCAAGCCUGCGCCUGCGGCCAAGCCCGCGGCCAAGGCCAAGGCGGCCGCGUCGGCCAAGAGUCCCAAGCCGUCCAAGCCGGCCAAGGCAGCGCCGAAGAAGGCGGCGCCGAAGAAGCCGAAGCAGGCAAAGGCGGCGCCCAAGGGCAAGGGGAUCAAGAAGGCGGCGCCGAGGAGGGCGGCCAAGCCGGCGGCCAAGGCGAAGGCCAAGGACGCGGUGAUCGCCGUCGACGCCAUCAUCGGCAUCAAGUUCAACAAGGCUGGCAAGGCGAGCGGCCCGGCCGUGCUCUACCAGAUCAAGUGGGAGGGCGGCGACGUGACGUGGGAGCCCGAGGCAAACAUCAUGGACGACGACCUCGUCGACGACUUCGAGGCCGGGCUGCAGGCGGAGGUCUACUCCAAGCAAAAGAUCAGCGCGGGCGACUCGGUCGAGGUGAAGAACGAGGACGAGGGCUUCCAAAACUCGUGGUCGGGCGCGACGGUGGUCAAGAAGGCGGGCAAGAAGGACUUCGAGGUAGAGUACACGGCCUUCGUCGACAGCAAGGGCAAGAAGCUGAGCGAGAAGGUUGACAAGGCGCGGCUCCGCCUCUCGCCCGACGACUGCGACAAGGGGUGGGCGCCCGUGCCGGGCGAGAUCGUCGAGAUCUCGGCGGACGAUUGCUGGUGGGAGGCGCGCGUGCUCGAGCUGGCGGGCAAGGGGGCAAAGGUGAUGUUCCGCGUCUCUGACGAGACCAAGUCGGUGCCGGUCAACAAGAAGAUGCGGCCGUGCAACUGGCUCAAGGUCGCGGCCAAGGGCAAGUGAGCCCCGCCGCGGCUUGUAGGGUGCGGGCACGCAGCUGCCCGCCGCCCCGGCCCUGGUCGCCGCACCCGCCGCUGGCUGCCGCGGCCUGUGGUCGCCGCCCGUGCAUCGGGACUUACACUUACGUUCGUUCGAUCGGGGCUGUGUCGUGGGUGCACCGCCGCCCGUGGAGUGCCGCCGCAGCCGCUCUCGGCGCGCGGUCCUCCGCUGCCAAGUCGCGCGCCCCUCUGCCCAGUCCCGCCUCGCGCUCGACCCUCUCUCAGUCUGUGAGGUCGGGGGAAGGGGCGUCUCUCUCUCAGCUGUUUGCUCCUAUUGUCGAUCGCGCAUUUUUUGCAUGUCUCUCUCCGGUGUCCGUAUUAAUGCGGCCUUAGUAAGCCUUGGC
Emiliania huxleyi CCMP1516 is the source of this 1348-nucleotide messenger RNA. RefSeq lists its product as hypothetical. The coding region runs from base 1 to 969 and encodes 322 amino acids. The transcript has 10 exons. The record is from RefSeq and is a predicted model, not a curated record. Lineage: Eukaryota; Haptophyta; Isochrysidales; Noelaerhabdaceae.